Lingula anatina is the source of this 510-nucleotide messenger RNA. RefSeq lists its product as uncharacterized. The record is from RefSeq and is a predicted model, not a curated record. Lineage: Eukaryota; Metazoa; Brachiopoda; Lingulata; Lingulida; Lingulidae.
AUGACAGCAGAUGCCAGAAAAUACUUCAUUGAUGAGAGCGACAAAUACACCAUCACCGCUUACUUCACUGACCCAGCCACCAUCUGUAGCACCGGCCGCACUGCCGAACAGUACUCUGCCCUUGGCACUGGUAACGCCCUCUAUAUUCAGAAAGGCACCAAUCCUGUCACCGAUUCCAUCGCCAUGCCAAUGUCCCAGGAUGACGUUAAAAACACAAUGUGGACAGAGGGGCAUUGCUUCUACGGCAUGGGCAAGCACUACUGGUACAACAUUCGCCAGGACAUGGCCUGUGAGGAGUUCGUGCCCGUCUUCCUCUUGUACAAUGGAGGGAAGCUGAACGCUUUCGGCUGGGCUUUCCAGGGAGACUACAAAUCCUCCAGAUACGAGCACCCAGGGCAGUCUAGCUUCUCGUGGUUUUUGAAGCCCGUCCCUACUUGUCUGUCCACGGCGGGUCCACUGUCCACUCUCCACAUCUACAUGGACAGCACUGCCGCGGUGAACACGUGCUGA